Molecule: messenger RNA, 8180 nt
Organism: Trichoplusia ni (cabbage looper)
Lineage: Eukaryota; Metazoa; Arthropoda; Insecta; Lepidoptera; Noctuidae
Gene: orb2
Product: translational regulator orb2
Exons: 11
Coding region: 80-1438 (452 amino acids)
Biological process (GO): negative regulation of cytoplasmic translation
Cellular component (GO): synapse; neuron projection; cytoplasm
Molecular function (GO): mRNA regulatory element binding translation repressor activity; translation factor activity, RNA binding; mRNA 3'-UTR binding
Source: RefSeq, a predicted model, not a curated record
GUGCGCGCGCAUCCAACAUCGACCGAUAUGUUAUCGCCAGUCGAGGUCCAACCGCCGCCACGGUUGGACGCAUGUUUCAAUGGGUGAGCUGCAAUACCCCGGGGCCCCAAGCGUUGCUGAUGACGAGAGACAGUACAGGGCUCCGUUCCGUCGGGCGCCGCAGUACAGGUGGCCCGCGCCGCAGCCGCCGCAGCCCUCGGCCUUCGCCCCGUGGAGGCGGGCCCCUGCCCCCCCCCGGCCUCCAGAUUACCGACGGAGUGCUUCGUACCCUGGCAAGCCUGAUGAGACCUACCAGGAACGCAGUGGUUUAGACAACAUGCGGUCACUUGAGCACUACUUAACAGAUAUUAUGAGAGCAGACACUUCAGAUCACAUGAAAGGCAAGUCGCCGUUCUUCCCCGGCGUGGAGGAGGCGGCAGUGGCGGGGGGCGCGGCCGGCGCUGGCUCGCCCUCCGUGCCAGACCAGGCACAGGAUGUGGUCUCCAGGCUGUCUGCGGCCGGUCUGUCGAUGUGUGUGAGCGCGCUGGGCUCUCCGGCGCGCUCGUCGCCCGUGUCGGCCGGCUCGGAGCACGGCGAGCGGUUCAGCCGCAAGGUGUUCGUCGGGGGCCUGCCGCCGGACAUCGAUGAGGACGAGAUCACGUCGUCGUUCCGCCGGUUCGGGCCGCUGGUCGUCGACUGGCCGCACAAAGCCGAGAGCAAGAGUUACUUUCCGCCCAAGGGAUACGCGUUUCUACUGUUUCAGGACGAGAGCUCGGUGGCGGCGCUGAUGGAGGCGUGCAUCACGGACGACGACAAGCUGUACCUGUGCGUGUCGUCGCCCACCAUCCGCGACAAGCCGGUGCAGAUCCGGCCGUGGCGGCUGGCCGACGCGGACUUCGUGCUGGACGCCAGCAUGCCGCUCGACCCGCGCAAGACCGUCUUCGUGGGCGGCGUGCCGCGUCCGCUCAAGGCUGUGGAGCUGGCGAUGAUUAUGGACCGGCUGUACGGCGGCGUGUGCUACGCCGGCAUCGACACCGAUCCCGAGCUCAAGUACCCCAAGGGCGCGGGUCGCGUGGCGUUCUCCAACCAGCAGUCGUACAUCGCGGCCAUCUCCGCGCGCUUCGUGCAGCUGCAACACGGGGACAUCGACAAGCGCGUCGAGGUGAAGCCGUACGUGCUGGACGACCAGAUGUGCGACGAGUGCGCCGGCGCGCGCUGCGGGUCCAAGUUCGCGCCCUUCUUCUGCGCCAACGUCACCUGUCUGCAGUACUACUGCGAGCACUGCUGGGCGACGAUCCACUCCCGCCCGGGCCGCGAGUUCCACAAGCCGCUCGUCAAGGAGGGCGCCGACCGCCCGCGAGCUGUGCCCUUCCGCUGGUAUAACGCACUAGGCAGCAGCAAGCAGCAGGCCGCGCACCCAUCGUUAUCCAAACCCGCGGCCGCCGCCAGGCUAUUUUAGACCAGACCGGAACCGGAACGACUGCUGGCUGGCUGUCUAGUGCGGUAUCUAGUUUACGACGACUACCCUCGUUAUAAACAAGGCGUGAAGGUAUAACACUAGCAUUAUAUUAUUUAGACUAGAUUUUUUUCCAGUGAAUUUUUGAGAUUUUGCACCGAACGGAUAGGAUUUUUUGUGAUGGCAACACUCACUGACUAAUGUCAUUAAUGUCAGUUGUGAUUUGACAGCUCAAACGGACUUUAUCGCGUAUUACGUGAUCUGUGGACAUCGACUGCUCGAUAACGAUUUUAAUUGUUAAGUUGAGUUUUAUUCGAUUCCGUUUUCAAUUAGAAACUAAACAAAUAAAUUUGCUUUUAAGAAAUAUGACUUUCUUUAAGUAUAAACGAUUUUUAUUGUCUCCAUUUAAGAUUUAACGAACGUUUCUGUACAUCGAUGUUCACUGAUCGCUCAACACUGGUUCGAACGACGCCGAUGUCGCAUAGAUAAUUAACAAUAAAAAUUGCAACAUUAUCCAAUGUUUAAUGUUAAGCAAAAUAUUAUAGAUGAAGUACAAGGCGUCGAUUCAACACGAUUUGUUUUGGAAAACUCCAUUUAGAAUCCUGCAGCUCGAGCCACGUUAUAUAACGAUACAUAAAUUUGUUUAUUGUGCUAUUAGAUUAAUUAUUAUAUUAGAUAAUGUAGUUGUUUGUUACCCUUGUUUAAAAAACUGCGUUAAUAUUAAUGAAGAACAAUUUUCUACUUGACGUAUCACGUGACACGAGCUGCAGUGUUGCCAGUUUGUGAAAGACGACUUUCGUUUGGUGGUUUACAGAAACAAAUUGUUUUGAAGAUGAAUAGGUUCGAUUUAAGCAAAAUAUGUAUCGGAAACUUAGCUAGAUGUCCGUUGUUUGUGGAUAGGUGAAGUCCUUGGAAGUGACACUCGCCUUGUGUACGCUCACUUGUCGUAAGAUACUAAGCGUAAGACAUAAGUGGAAUGUCUAAUUUUUUGAAAAAUAACUGUACCUGUGUAGCUAGAGACAAUUUCCUCAUGUUUUUCUUUAUUUACUGUUGAUUAGGAUUCUUGACUUGGAUAUUGUUGCGGUUGUCGCGCUGUCCGCUACCAUCGAUCUAUAGAGCGGGAUUGCAAUCGGAGACAAGUUGUUUUUCCAAUCAUUCCCUGUUUGAAUCCUUAUGAAGCCUUUGAACUUGUCGUUGCAAUAGACGCGGCCAGAGCUCUGCGAAUGUUAGGAAGAGUUCAGUAGGAGUGAUGUGUAGUGCAGUUGUGUAGGUUUGUUUGGUCGGCCGCUCUGGCCGCGCCUAGCCCCGCUCUCGAGGACAGCUGGACUAAAGGGCUCGUCUUGAUUUCGACAAAGGGAGGCGGUAGGGACUCGUUUUAGUACAAACUUUAACAAAACUGUUACCAAUUUGGCUGUAGCCUUGCUCUGCAAGUCGGUGGGGAUGCGACCGCGGCCGGGCGCGAGGCUCUUAGAUAGUGUCAUAGUGACCAUAUAGACGGUCCCGUAGAUCUAAAUAGUAGUUUUUGGGAGAUUCCCCGACCCUCUUGUUACUUACAAUUACGGCCAUUCACCUAACUCUAACGACAAGACUCGCGCUCCGAGCCCGCAGCGACCAUCCCCACACAUUUUAUUUUUAGCGUUAAAAAGUAAUAUAUUUAAAAUAAAACUAUUUUUUUGAAUUCGCCGGGGUAGUGCAAUAGACGGUAGUAUAGGAUCUAAAUAUAUAGGCGUGUCAGCGGCCUCAGGCGUAAAGUUCUAAGACCGCUGGCGCAUCGUUUUGAAACUAUUUAAGAUUAUAAUAACCUUAUUAAACCUAGUGUAAAUAGGAAGGUUUCACAAUUUUUGCCUUCGCGCUCGUUCACUUGGGAUUGAGAUGGACUAAAUUUAAGUGGAGAUGACGGCGUUUACUAUUCGAAGCGUUAAUAUAUUUCAGAUUAAAUUUAAACGAGUAGAGUUAAGGUUUCAAGACCAAAUAUUUAUGGUUCGAAGUCCAUUUUUCGAUUUGAAUAGCACUAUUUGUAAACUAGGUAUAUAACUAGGUAAAUACAUCACAAGAUAACCGGUACUAGUCAGUUUCGCCACCAAAUCAUUGAUCGGAAAUAUAUUGGCUGGAUAUUAGUAAACGCUUUCUGUUUAGCACCGAUGUUUAAUUUGUCGCGACGGUUGUCCGCGUAUGGACCAAUCGCGUGCGUCGAAUGAUGCGCUCUUAAUAUUGAAUUAGAACGAGAAACUUGUCAAAAUCAGCGUUGCAAGUCAAGCGACGGGAAUGUGUCUUGCGCCUUUGCUUUACGUCCGAAGCAACGCCCAGUUUUGACAUGGUUUACAGUUGAGUCUCUGCGACACUUGGCUUGGUCACAUUUGGGAUUCACUUUGGCAGUUAUCGUGAAACAACUUCGCCUCGCCGAGGCUCGCGCUUAAAUGUUAGAAGCCAAGUGGAAAGGAGAUUGAACGCAAAAUUUUGGAUAUUUUUUUCAGUAUAACGUGUACUUAAAAUCUAAAGUAUUUUAACAACGGAUACACACUGUAUGGAGUUAGAUAACGUAUCCCGAAAGACCACGGAAAUAAAAUAGACUGUAGUAAAAAGACUUGCGCGGAUUUUUUGAUGAUUUUUUUCAUGAUUUCGAUGCGGUUUUUUCGUGUUGUGUGGUACCUUUUUUCGAAAAUUAUCAUGAGGCUUGAUAGUGCCUUGUUGUGGCGAAUGAGUUUGGUGUACCCCUCCCGACGUAGCUCGAAUAUACGAGGUCUCGCGGACCUUGGAACUGGGUCGUUUUACUGUUCCUUGUGACGAGUCGAAAUUGUCGUUUCCCCCCGUUUGGCUCGCGUAUCGGUCAAAUAUGGGUCGGUUUUACUCAUAAAAUUCCCUAUUUUUAAUCUUCAUCGGUAAAAUUGACCCGCACUAAACGAUAAGUAGGUACAAUUUGUAUUAAUAGUAGAAGCAUUUUAGUAAAAUAUGCCAUAUAGACCCGCGGCGCGAGACGCUUGCGUCAACAGAAAAUGUUCAAGUAUUAAUCAAUUAUAAUGUAGACAAAUAUUCGAAGGAAAAUAAUAAUAUUAUUAUAUUUUCUUAGUAUUUAGAUAUGUACGUAUAGUAUUUUGAAAGCGAGGGUCUCGCGACGCGGACAGAAUUUAUGAAAAUCGCACGCGAGUGUGUCUUAUAAACGAUUCGAUUUAUAUUUAUUGUAGAAAUACAAAGACACCAGUUGAUGAAGCAAAUAUUGUUAUUGCAAUAAUAAACAAUGGUUUUGCUUAUCAACUCGCCAUCUUGGUAAAUUUCUAGCUAAAUAUAAGAUCUGUUAGUAAAUUAAUAGUUUCAGUAUAAUAGCAAAUGCGAAUACGAUUUCUCUAAAUAAAAAUAGAAGUUUCUUAGACAAAUAUAUAAAACACACGCCUUGAUCGCCCCGAACACGAUAUAUAGGAACCAUUUCCACUUGCGCACUUUGUAUCAUUAAUUCAUUUUUUAUCGACUGAUUUUCGUUUUUCUACUGCAUUUUCAAAUUUGGUAGUUUUUUCAACGAUUUUGUGGCAACACUUUUGAAAAAGAAAUUUUUGUUUGUAGCGUUUUGAUUCUGCGUCGGUGCGUUGAGUUUAGUUUUUACGAAAAUUUAUUUUUAUGUUUUUCUUUGUGAAUUUCGUACACUCGUUCGAUGUUUUUGGUGGUUCUUUUUCAUGAAAUUGCUCAAUGUUUUAUUUUGUAAAAUUGUUUAGUACUCCCUACCCCCCUAGUUGAAAUUAAUACGGCGGGCGAUGGUUGAAUGUAUGGUCGCACUGUCCCAUUUUGUAUUUUUGUAUUUUUAUAAUAAAAAAAAACGUAAAUAAUGUGAAUUCGGAUGUGAUUUUUUUACUUUACGCGCAACGUUGUAGUGUACGCUUGGGUUAAGAAAUUUUUAUAAAAAAAAAUAAUGAUAACAGAUCUUCAAGAAUUCUAAAUUGCUUUUUUGAAUGUUACGAAACACGAUUACCGUAGUCGUGUAGAUCUAGUCUAGAGACUGAUCUCAAAUUUAAUAAUUUUUAAAACUUUGUUAUAAUCGAUUUGUGUUGAAACUGUUUUCAUUAACUUACACUGGUUUUGUAGUAUAUUUGCAUUUAAUCGUUUGUGAGUCGUCUAUAUUUUUAUAAUUGCGUUCGAAAUUAAAUAAAAAAACCCUUGAAGAUCUGUUCAACCCAGCGGUAAUAAACUUAAUAAUUGGUGUUAGUAUAAACCGAGGUGUGUUUGGGAUAUGUGGUCUGCCUGCGAGCGGUGGGCUAGAUUUGCACUGCCUAGGGCUUUGACGAAUGUACCGUCAUGUAUCGCUGGUCGCGUGCCCACCAUUGUCAACUAUGUUACUCUUCCUCUCUCUCUUUCUCUAAUACUCUCUCCCACUCUCUCUUUACUCAUUCGGUGUAGAGAUAUAAAUGUCGUGAAAUGUGAUUGAAGCAAUGAAGCAAUGUUAACCUUAGUGUGGACGAGUUAAGAUUUAUCUCAUUAAACACUGUUUGCCUCACUUUAGCGCUUCGUUUGACUGAAGCUCCAGUAUUAACCAAUUGCCACGAAAUAGGAUUUGCGUUUGAGCGACAUAGUUUACAAUACCUUGACUUUGUGUGACCAGCAAGAACGCUUUUCUACCAAUUUGGUAGGCGCGGAGGAUUUUUAGUAACUAAUUUUGCUAUUUAGUUGAAUGAAUAUAUCGCGCGGGGGAAAGUUUCAAUUUGUCCGCCCUUAUCUUUAUAUUUAUUUUGUCUUGAGGUUUUACCCUGUUUUCGCUUAUCUGUUGUAGUUGUUAAUGUCGCCUCGCAUUGUUUUAGUUUUUACUAUCGUUUAGUUUCCGCGGCUCGGGCGGCCGCGGCGCGCGGCCCCCGGCCCCGGCUGAUCUACUUUUGAUGGCAUGUAGAGUUGUAACGUAUUUUUUAGUUGAUUUGGAGCGGUGUUUAGUUUGUUGAGGCGGGGCGGCCGUGUUUCUCGCACGUACAUUUAGUCGCUAGUUUGUAGUUGUUGUUUUGUCGGCGCCGUCGCUGAGCGGCCCUCGUUCACGUUUGUACGUUGUCUGUUUUUUCUAUGGACGGGUGUGCUGUUCUCAUUAAUUUUAGAUCGUAAUUUUGUCGUUUGCAUAUCACUGCGUGCGGUCACAGCAGGGGGGCGUCGCGGUGUCAUUCUUAUACAUUUUUUGACGUGAAAUUUGUAUCUUUAUAAAUGAAUUGUUGUUGUUGAUCGGUGUAUCGUCCCCCACGUUACUCCCGAGUGUGUUUCGCACUUCACAUGCAUGUAAAUAGGAGUUAGGUGAAAACAAAAUUUUUAAAAAAUCCGCAAAAAAAAGAAUGUUUUUUACGAUUAUGUCGGUGGCGGAACAGUUAGUAAAAAUUUUUUCGUCUUAGCGUCGCCCGUAUCGCCCGGGCGGGUUUUGUAAAUUCUUGUGCUAGAGUUUUUAGUGAAAUUAAAGAAUAGCAAAGAGUAGCGCAAUUUAACUAACCUAGUUGAGUCUAAUAAUGUACCUAAUAUCUUGUACCGUUGCUAGGACAAUAUUAUUGUGUUUUUUAAUAAUAAAAAUGAUUGCACCGUUUUACCUUCAGGUGUUUUUUCACUGUUUAUAUAAUUUAAACUAUAUCGAAAGUUGCGGUGGAUCUAAAUUUAUUUUUUUAAAUAGUGUUUUCGAUGUUCAGUGGGCUUCGGUCGAUGGGUUACGUGUUUGGACACUCGAGUUGAGCAAACGAUUAGAAGCUUUAUCUAAACUAUUAUUAUAUCCAAGACUUCUUAUAGACAAAUGUAGGUAAAUGAUUGAAUUAACACGAAGUCUUUAGUAUUAACUUAUUGAUAUUCGUUUGAACUUCCCCAGUGUCUCGGACAUGCGUGUCUGUGCUUCAGAAAAAGUUUAACUCGGAGAAUUAUUACCAAUUUGGUAGAAAUAUUUUGUCUUAAAUAUGUUUUUCUGAUUCACGGGCACAUUACAAACGUCUCGGAGUCCACAUUAUAAUUUAAAUUGAUUUAAAAUAAGAUUUAUAUAUUUUUAUAUGCAGUUGUUUCAUUCAUUGUUAUAUAAAAUCAAUUUUGUUGAUAAUUGUAAUGAAAUUGAAACCAUUUUUUUGCAAUUCGUUUAGUUUGGUGCCUUUGGGUCUAAUGUAAAUGUGUUCUGUAAGCGUUCUACGAUACCUAGUGACAGCUUUAGUGAGAAAUAAUUAAGAUUAAUUUUUAAGCUUUCUUUUUAGACUUAAGUACAUUUUCUAAAUGUGCAGUGGCGGUGAGGGCGAAUACAGAAAGUGGUCUCGAAAUAUUAGUCGUGGUUUAAAUGCAUGCACACCUUAGAUUUACCUUAUACACUCAUUGUCGGUCUGAAAUAAUAACACCUCUUUCUAGACACGAUACGGUUUUUACGUAAUAUGAAUUUACUUUGACUAUCGCUUAUACUGGUCUUAUAUUGAUCACCAGAUCACUUUUACUAUAAGAAAUACCCUGUUAUUGUUUUAAACAAUUUCAGGGUUUACACAUCGCCUCUUAAAACAAGAUUCAGUUGUAGAAGAAAGAUGCCACUCUACACUGUAGUGCACCUUGCUUCUAGAACUGUACCAGUCUUUAAGCGGUGUGAGUAGGUACAAUACCUUAAGACAGCCAGUAUAGCGGUUCUGUAUUCCCCUUUGCCGCCACUCGACGUUAGCCCAGCGGCACCAAACCACGUCCCGUGCCCCUUGUGUUGGCCACGACACUCGCUUAGUCUUGUUUCACGCCUGUGACUUACUUUACGACUACUGUGAGAUAUUAAAAUGAAUUUGAAACUUUC